GGAAGUGUAGUAGAAGACGAAAUGACGUAUAAUAUCUGCGUCAGUCGCACAUAAGCAUAGGACAAGAUGAUGGAGGAUUUCUCUGGGUUGGCUCUACCUCCUCUCUUUGGAGGACACAUUUUGGAGGCUGAGCUGGAGCCUGGUGGUGUGGAGCUGGAACCAGGAGAGGUGGAGCUGGACCCAGAUCCAGGAGGCAGUGAGCUACUUGAGAGCACAGCACAAGAAGACGAAGAGAGGAGAGCUCUCGACAAAAGGAAAUGUCUGGCGCUGAGCAGGAGGUGCAAGGAAAUUGAACAGGUAAACCAGAAGAUCCUAGGUCGCCUUCACCAAGUGCAAAGAAUUACACGACGCCUGAAGAAAGAAAGACGGUUUCUUAUGAAAACUUUAGAUGCCCAUGGAGAUGAUUACAGAAAUGCUCAGCUCACCAUACAGCUUGAAGAUGAGCCUGGAGCCCACUUGGAUUCUGGUGCCGGAGUCGAGGAGGAAAGACUCAAUGGUUUGUCUGGUUCCUCUGUAGCUCUACAUCAUGCAACCGGACCGAAGAAGAAGAGGCACAGAGUUCCUCGGCAAGAAAAGGACAAAGAUCUACAGAUUGAACCCGACAUGUCUGCAUUGGCAGAGACUCAGUUUGGAGAAAUGCCCAGCCCAACAUCUCUGUCACACUGAUUGUUGCCCAGGAUAGUUUUCCUCAGCUGUUCAUGUGAUAAUGCUGCCUUUUCUAAGUCUGACUUUGCACUGGUUGCUGUUUCCCUGAAGGAACCAGACGGAUUGAACUCAUGUGAGACAAUUAAUGUUUACUCGAUUCAACCUAAAUUCUGUGUCUUUAUGUUUUGUACAUAUUGUUUUGUAUUUUGAAAUUGUGUAGGGACAAGACCUAAUUAUGACCAAUGUACAGUAAUGUGACAUGCUCAGGUUAAAGAGGAUACAACUACAUGGAAAAACACAAGUUCUCUGAAAAGUUUCAUGAAUAUUAUAAAUUUGUUUCAUGAGGAACAGUGAAUAAAACGUUUACUCUUC
This is a messenger RNA of Girardinichthys multiradiatus, 1017 nucleotides long. RefSeq names its product TCF3 (E2A) fusion partner (gene tfpt). Bases 67 to 666 code for a protein of 199 amino acids. The record is from RefSeq and is a predicted model, not a curated record. Gene Ontology annotation, cellular component: Ino80 complex. Gene Ontology annotation, biological process: positive regulation of apoptotic process; apoptotic signaling pathway; apoptotic process. NCBI's taxonomy places the organism in Eukaryota, Metazoa, Chordata, Actinopteri, Cyprinodontiformes, Goodeidae. The transcript is spliced from 7 exons. Gene Ontology annotation, molecular function: DNA binding.